AUGACCCGACCUUUUUCAAAACGGGGACAUUUCCGUGAUUAUACAGUGGUCCCCACGGACCCAGAACAACAACAAAACUCUAUUUUUAGUUCUCAAGAUCAAAAUCAAUCUUCACAAAUGCCAUAUGAUAAAAAAAAAUUGGUGAAAUCAUAUGUUCUAGAAAGAUUCUCUUUGGAAGAUAAAUCAAUUCAAUAUCCAUAUGCUGUUCAAGAAAGGGUACCAAUGUGGAUGGCAUUUGUACUAAUUGUUCCAUUAAUUACGAUGAUUAUAAUAUCACUUGGAGUCCAAAGAAGCAUGCACGAUUGCCAUCACGCAAUUCUUGGAUUACUUUUAGGAUGUUCUUUGACUUUGGCAGUGACUGAAGUAUUCAAAAGUACUGCAGGUCGUCCUCGACCAGACUUUAUCGAUCGAUGUCAACCAGUUAAUGGAUCAACUGAUGCCACGGUUUAUGGUCUUAGUACUUCAGAUAUUUGUACACAAACUUCUCAUUCUAUAUUGAAAGAUGGAUUUAAAAGUUUUAUUUCUGGUCACUCUUCAACCAGUUUUGCAGGAAUGGGUUACCUAGCACUAUAUUUGGCUGGUAAAUUACAUGUAUUUGAUGGAAAAGGUUACACCUAUAAAGCAUUCAUAGUAGUUGGUCCGUUAGUUGUUGCUACUUUAGUUGCUAUAACUCGAACAAUGGAUUAUCGUCAUCAUUGGCAAGAUGUUAUCGCUGGAAGUUUCUCCCUUACCUUCUUUUCGUAUCGCCAAUAUUACCCCCCUUUAAAUUCACAUAUUUGCCAUCGACCUUACACUGUAAGACUUAAAGAAGCCGAACCAGAUCAUACUGCAGAUUUUUCAUUUCAUGAUGGGUCAACAUUUAAAGUUUGUGUGACUCGUAAGAGCGGUGAAAUUAUACACCAAUCUAAUCAUAAAACGAAUCCAACAAUUUCUGAAGAAUUAAAUCAAAUCGUAUAA
Messenger RNA from Diversispora eburnea, 957 nucleotides. Lineage: Eukaryota; Fungi; Glomeromycota; Glomeromycetes; Diversisporales; Diversisporaceae. The record is from the annotation of a GenBank genome assembly.